Molecule: messenger RNA, 4190 nt
Organism: Dunckerocampus dactyliophorus (ringed pipefish)
Lineage: Eukaryota; Metazoa; Chordata; Actinopteri; Syngnathiformes; Syngnathidae
Gene: avpr2b.1
Product: arginine vasopressin receptor 2b, tandem duplicate, 1
Exons: 2
Coding region: 1124-2248 (374 amino acids)
Biological process (GO): regulation of systemic arterial blood pressure by vasopressin; G protein-coupled receptor signaling pathway; positive regulation of vasoconstriction
Cellular component (GO): membrane
Molecular function (GO): peptide binding; vasopressin receptor activity
Source: RefSeq, a predicted model, not a curated record
AUAGGAUAAGAGAAAAUAAAUACAUAACAAUUUCAAUGAUACGUAAUAAAUAAUGACACAUAAUAAUAAUACAUAAGUCUAUUCCUGUGGGGGAGGAGUGAUCUGCUCAUUCUAUCAGUGGAGCAGGACAGUGAUAGUAAUCCGCCACUGAAACUGAUCUUCUGUGGGGGGAUGAUGCUGUGCUUGCAUGAUGCUGGUUGUCCAUGAUGGAAAGGAGCCUCCUCCGCGUCCUUUGCCCUGCCACAGAUGCCAGGCUGUCCAGCUCGGUGCCAGUGACCGAGCCUUUCUGUUGUGUCAAUGCUCAGUUCAGUUUCUAUCACAAAGUGAAUCUUGUCCUCCAGGAUGUUUGCCCAACAGUGGCAAAUGCAUCUGCAUUAUCCAGGUUAUUUACAAAAUGAAAAUUGAUAGUACAUAAUAUCAUCACCGCAAUGUUGAAUCUGAAGCCUCUUUAACACAACAAUCUUGCAAAAUUGCCAUCAAAGCACUAACAAAAGACCUGGCGUUCAUCCACCUUUGCCUUUUAGGCAGAACCCAGUGAGUUCCCUUACUUGCAAGUGUCCUGCAUCUGCUAUGGGUCUGAUACAACAUUGGAAGGCAGGAAAUUGCUAGGAUUUUCCAACAUAAGUCGGGGAAGGCUUGCUUUUAUACAGGCAGUGUAAAAUGGGCUUUGAAUAAUGCUAUUUAGGCUGUUAUGUGUAUGCUGAUUUUCAAUCGAGAUCAAAAACGUAUGGGCACACUUCAAAUAGAUUUGUGGAAAAAAGUAUCAAUCCGAUACUGAUACUAUCGGUAUUUGGGUCGAGCUGAGGAAAGGCAGUGAAGGAGACUGAAGUCUGCCAAAUGCUUUCCAAAUAACCAAUUCAUUGCCGAUGUAGUGUUGGUGCAACAAAAUAAACCUAAAACAACCUGGGGGCUAAUCUCCCCCUGUCUUGUGUGAUGAAACGUAUAGAUUCCCUUACAUGGUGAAUUGCCCCUUUGGAAGGUUUGCUCCUCCUCCCGUAAAGAUGACAUAAAACAGGCUGCGUCCUCCCCCACCACCGCUUCCCCUGGAGAUGCUCAACACACUAGUGCGCUUUUUCUUCUAGUUUGUAUGGAUGACGUCAACACUCACCUGUAAUGUGCCGCUAUGGAGCGCUUGAGUGACAACCUUACGAGUAACACCUCUCAGGCCGAUGUGCACCCUGAGGACGAUCCGCGGGACGAGCGCUUGGCGCAGGUGGAGGUCGCUCUCCUCUCCGUCAUCUUCACCACGGCCGGGAUCCUCAACUUUGGGCUCUUGCUGAUGCUGUGGAAGAGGAGGAAGCAGCUCUCCAGGAUGCGCGUCUUCGUCUUCCACCUGUGCGUCGCCGAUUUGGUGGUGACGUUUUUCCAAGUUUGUCCGCAGCUGAUGUGGGACAUCACGGACCGCUUCGUGGGUCCAGACGUGUUGUGUCGCGCAGUAAAGUACCUGCAGGUGGUUGGCAUGUUCGCCUCCACGUACAUGAUCGUAGUGAUGACCAUCGAUCGUUAUCAAGCCAUCUGCCACCCUAUGGUCACCUUCCAGAGGCACAGGGCGCGCUGGAACGCUCCUGUGUGCGCCGCCUGGUGCACCUCCUUGCUGGGUGGCAUCCCGCAGGUGUUCAUCUUCUCCCGCGUCGAGGUAGCCCCCGGGGUGUACGAUUGUUGGGCCAGGUUCAUCCCGCCUUGGGGCUUGAGAGCCUACGUGACGUGGACCUCUCUGGUCAUCUACGUCUUGCCGGUUCUCGCUGUGAUCGUGUGCCAAGUGCGCAUUUGUCGCGCCGUCUACUCCAACCUGCACUUCAAGUCGCACCAUGCCCGGGGGCAAUCGGCCAGUAGGGCCUGCAGCGGGGCGGGAAUGUCCAAAGCCAGGGCGAAGACGGUGAAGAUGACCUUGGUCAUUGUGCUCACCUACAUCAUCUGCUGGACGCCUUUCUUCACCGUGCAGCUGUGGUCCGUGUGGGACCAGGAGGCACCCGUGCAAACUGCAACCUUCACCAUCCUGAUGCUGCUGGCCAGUCUGAACAGCUGUGCAAACCCUUGCAUCUACCUGAUGUUCAGCGGCAAGUUCCCCAGGAGGCUUGCGGACGUGGUGUGCCGAGGCAGGGCUAAUCUGCAGGAGUCGAUGCAAGAGGAAGCCACUGUGGUCAGCUCCCUGUUCACCAACCUCAAGAACCAGUCAGAAGCGAAACAUUUACCCGCCCUGAGACCGCUUCAUGGCGUCAUAACGGGGACAGGGCAGGAGACGUCUUAACCCACAAGACUGUGGAUGUCCUUGAGUCAUUCCUUUCCAGCAGGGGUGUCUGCACUUUUUCCAGCGGCACCACUUUGGAAUUUUUACAUUUGUAAAAAGGCUGUGCUAUUAAUAGUCAUUACCAACAUUUCACUCUUUUCUCUUUACAUGAUGCCUUUUUUGUUCUAUCUGCAAUGUGCCACGGGUUCAUUAAAAUGAGCCGUCUGCCACAAAUGGCCCCUGCGACGCACUUUGGACACCUGCAUUCUAAUAAUGUGUGAUACAGUAUCACUGAUUUCCUUUCCGAUUCGAUGCUGAGUAAAAAUUCAGAAUGGUAUCGGUAUUACCAAUGUGAUAUCGAUACUUUCUGUCGGGUAAAUUAAAAAAAGUAGUGUAUUUCAAAUCUAAAAUUGUAUUUUAAACAAAAAAGAAAAGUAAAAUAAAACAAUAAAACCAUUCAAAUAAAAGAGGAAUUAUUAGGAACCACUAUAAAAAUGAAAACUAAUUCACAUAAGAUGCCAUUUACGGUCCGCUGUCGGCCGCUGAGCUGACGCAUUAUACACGUUCCCGCGGAAGAAGAAGUAGUCCCAACAACCGCCUAUUUAGACAAGAUCUCAAUAAUGUACUUUCCGCUGUGUUCCUCUUUAUUAUAUACAUACAUGACUGAAGUGACAAAGAAUAGAUAUUUUGAUUUGGAGAAUGGAGUUAAGAGCAUAAAUCGCUGGUAUAGGAGGUAUUGAUAUUUCAGUAUCAAUCCGCACGUCACUGCUGCAUUCCCCAAGCUAGCUCAUUCCCUAAACGCGGUUUUAAACUCAUUUAUCAAUUUUAAUGCUAUAACGACGUGUCAAAUAUUACAAUUCUACUGUUAUUUAUAUAUUUCUUGAAUUAAUUCAUAUAAAAUAAGCUACCAUAAUGUGGGUUUUAGCCAUAAAAUUACUAUGAAAAGCCUGACGUCACGUGACGGAUAUGCAACACAGCAAAAACGUCAGUAAGCCACUCAGUCACUGUUUCAAUUAUUUAAAAUAAAUAUGUAUUAUUUGGUUCAGUUCAAAGUACAUUUGCGGUCUUAAGCACAACAAACCUGUGGAGCUUUUGAAAUAAGGAUGCAUUACCCAAUGUAACAAACAUGGAACAUCACUUAAACACCACUUUUUAAAUAAAGCAUGUGUUCCACGUGGAUGAGAGGCUGAAACGAUGAAACACUUUGCAGUUUUGACCUGAGAACGUUUCGGAGUGGACAGCCCCGUAGUCUGGGGAGGUUCUUUGGGGGUUGGAGGAACUUUGCCAUCGAGAAGCAGACUUACGUCUCGCCAACAACAAAAUGCAAUGAAAUAAAAUCCAGUUAUGCAGUUACAAAUACAGUUUUUGCAAAGAUACAGUCAUAAUCAGUUCAGCUCAGUCAUGAGUGGUUGUUUUGGAUCGCUAGCGACGUUAAUUAUUGUGGUUGUUUUGUGCCACGUGGUGUAGGUAAAAUCGUAGUGCUUUUUAAAGAUCUCCCUAAAUGGAUGUCAUUUGUGCAGGCGUAAUGUGUCGUUAUCAUUACGUCAACGAGACACAGCACAUCAGUCACUCAAAAGGAUGGCUUCCAUGAUUGGAUGAUUAUUUUCACCCCACCGGCAGCUUACUGAUUGAUUUAUAUUGUCACUUGGCAAAUUCAUGUUUUCCUACAUAUUUUUGUGACAUCUGUGACACAGUACAUCGUUUGAGUGAUUGUUCGGACAUUUCCUUCAGCCUCAGGUCAGAGUGAAAUAUUCCCGUGUGUGAUUUUGCUCCGUUAUGGUAAGUAAUCGUGUCGAUUGUUUUUCUCGAGUGCAAAUGUGUGGUGUCUUGUUCAUAUGUUGUACAAUCACCUGUUGAAAAGUUCCAUUCCUUCCGUCAUUGCCUCUUCAUGUGAAGUACUGAAGUAAACAGCAGCUUAAUGGUUGUUUUCAAAUAUGUUGGUUAUGAUGGUCACCAAUAAAUC